Molecule: messenger RNA, 525 nt
Organism: Cryptomeria japonica (Japanese cedar)
Lineage: Eukaryota; Viridiplantae; Streptophyta; Pinopsida; Cupressales; Cupressaceae
Exons: 3
Coding region: 1-525 (174 amino acids)
Biological process (GO): regulation of transcription by RNA polymerase II
Molecular function (GO): DNA-binding transcription factor activity, RNA polymerase II-specific; protein dimerization activity; RNA polymerase II cis-regulatory region sequence-specific DNA binding
Source: RefSeq, a predicted model, not a curated record
AUGAAAAGAAUAGAGAAUACAGCAAGCAGGCAUGUUACAUUUAACAAGAGAAGCAAAGGAUUGAUGAAGAAGGCUAAAGAGUUAGCUAUAUUAUGUGAUGCAAGUGUGGCGCUUAUUGUCUUCUCCUCCUCUGGAAAAUGCUUAAAUUAUCCCGGUUCCAAGUAUGUAUUGUUUAGUGUUAUUCCGACCGUUGCUGCUUUGCCAGCAUUUCUAGUUUUAGUUUCCUUUUCAUACCAAAAAUUCUACUGUAUCGGUCUGGGUCAUAAAUCCACUGGCAUUGUCCAUGUCAGAAAUCCAUUUGUUGUUCAGAUCAGAAAUUUAGACCAAAUCAGCUCAUAUGUCCACGGUCAGAAAUCUACAGUUGUUCGUUGUCCGUUUCAGAAAUCCACCGAUGUUAAGCAUGUAAACAUGUCGGUCGAGCAAAUAGAUUAUGUUGAGUUUCAGGGUGUGAAAGCAAGGGCUGAUGGGUGGUGGCCGGUGGACAAGGCAGUGCUGCGGGAGGCUCCGAUGUUUCUCCAAUCCUAA